UUUGUUGCAAUCGGCGUUCCAAUGAAGUUAGUAGAAACGUAGAACUAGUUCUGUGAUCAUUGUAUUAUAAUUUACGUAAACGAGAAGUAAUAAAGUUCAGAUAAACUUUGACACGGAAGCCUUUUUAUCGAAGCACCAUGCCUCUCCAUCGUUAUACUCAUGCAGUUCUAUGUAGAAUUCCUCUUUCGCUUCGUACAAGAGGCGAGGUCACAUUAGACGAAGCUAGAACUCAACAUUUGGCACUUGCUCAGCUUCUACGAGAACUCGACAUCGACGUUGUUGAAAUGCCACCAGAUGAAAAUUCACCGCUCUGUGUUUUUGUCGAAGAUAUCGCAGUUGUGUGCAAUGGUAUUGCACUUAUAGCACGGCCCAAUGAACCAUCGCGCCUAAAAGAGAUUGAGACAAUUAGAGCUGUUCUAAAGAAGGAAUUGGAAAUUCCACUUAUAGAAAUAGCUGACAAAAAUGCUCGUCUAGAUGGAGGAGAUGUUUUAUUUACUGGUCGUGAAUUUUUUGUUGGAUUGUCUCAUUAUACUAAUGAAGCAGGUGCAAGAGCAGUUGCAGCAGCAUUCCCAGAAUAUCCAUGUGUACCUAUUAAGGUUGCUGAAUCCAAGCGUCUUAAAGGUUUAGUUACAAUGGCUGGCCCUGAUAUUAUCUGUGUAGGUGCUGGAAAAGAAUCUCAAGAAGUCCUGAAGAGAAUUGAGAGGGAAGCAACUUAUAGUUACCAAACAUUAACUGUGCCUGAAGAUGCUGCAGCGAAUGUACUUUAUGUUAAUGGAACUCUAAUUCAUAGAUCAGAAGAUGAGAUUCCACAAUCAAGUAAAGUUUUUGCAGAAAAAAUUGAGUUUCCAACCAGAUCCUUACGUAUGUCUGAAUUAGCAAAGGUUAGUUCUGGUUUAACUUCUUGUUGUUUACUGGUGCGUAGACCCAGACAUAUUCGCAGUAUUUAAGCUACGGAAUGAAGAGCAGAAACCUAUGACAACCUAGCAAACGUGUUAAAUUGCUAGGAUCAUAUAUUGAUGUGAACCAUAAAAUCAAGAAUUUAAAUAUUUCUAAUAGGAAAUAUUACCAAAAUGCUGUGCAAAAAACUAUAAUAUUGACGUAGCACGUACGUCACUCCAAAACUCUAAUAACUACUUCAAUGAACAGAAAGAUUAUUUUGUAAUUAUUUUAUAAAAAGAUUAUCUUAAUAUAAAAGAGAUUUUAUAAUUAAGAAGAUUAAUAUAUUUGAUUUUAACGUAUUUACAGUAGAGAUAAUAUAUUGAGACUUUAUUUACCUAAUUUGUAGAUUUAUAUCACAUGAAGUCAUAAUUUCUAUCUUGCCAUUUAUAUAAUAUUUCUUUUUUUGAUAUGUUUCAAUUUUGAUUAUGACAGCAUUUAUAAAUACAUAUUUUUUAUAUUUUCAUGAUUUCAAACCUAUUUUAUGA
Molecule: messenger RNA, 1424 nt
Organism: Bombus pyrosoma
Lineage: Eukaryota; Metazoa; Arthropoda; Insecta; Hymenoptera; Apidae
Product: N(G),N(G)-dimethylarginine dimethylaminohydrolase 1
Exons: 5
Coding region: 138-947 (269 amino acids)
Biological process (GO): arginine metabolic process; positive regulation of nitric oxide biosynthetic process
Molecular function (GO): dimethylargininase activity; amino acid binding
Source: RefSeq, a predicted model, not a curated record